CUGAUGUUAAGUACGUGCUUUUCCUUCAGAACAAAGCCAAUGAAUCAUCAGUAUGGGCUUUAAAAUAUUUUUGUGAAGAUCCUUGGUGGAUUUUUAUCAUGGAGGAAACCAAUAUCCAACAAAACUUCAAAACGCUUCAAGACAGCCAUUGUUCCAUGGAGAACUGGAUUAUUUUAAAUAAUCUGAGACCACAAAGGAAUUCCAGCUCCAAAAAAAGUGCUUCAGAUAAAAUAGGAAACUCUAGCCGACUUGACUUCAACUCAAUGUAUAAACAAGAAGGAAAAGAAAACCAUUCCGGAAAAUUGAUUAAGUUAGUGGUGAACGAGAGUCCGCCUUAUUUGACUUUAACUACAUCGAAGACGGGGGAACAUAUGAUGGAAAGCGGUCCAGAGGCGGAAUUGCUGAAAACAGUUCGUGAAAAACUUGGAUUUAGAUAUCAAAUUUUGAAGCCCCAAGAUGGUGAAUGGGGUAGACAGCUGCCUAAUGGAAGUUGGACAGGACUUGUUGGUAUGCUAAACAGAAAAGAAGCAGAUAUUGCCGCUGGCUGUAUAACUAUCACUUACCAAAGACAUAAAGCUUGUGGAUUCUCCAUACCUUAUGACAUACAAAAAAGUGUUAUCAUAAGCAGAGUUCCAGGUCUAAAAUCAAAAACCUAUGCAGUAUUAACACCUUUUACAGCAGAGGUUUGGGUCUUAUUCAUUAUUCUGCUGCUAAUUUUCCUUUGUCUUCUCUAUGGCACUCAAAAAGCGUAUCAUCACUUUUAUCAAAGAAAGACUUACAAGUUUGGGAAAUUGUUUUUGUAUCUCCUUGGAACAAUCUGCUCUGAAGGAGGAUGGCUAACACCCGUGGUACAAGGUCCCACUUCUGUGUUGCUAGUCUGUUUAUGGUUGCUGUUCGUUUUAGUAAUGCAAGCUGCGUAUAGCAGUACAUUGAUGUCUGUUCUUAGUUUUCCUGCCUAUGACCCACCAAUUGACACUUUAAACGACUUGGCUAAGUUUGUGACGGAAAAAGGAUACAAAUGUGGAUGUCGGAAAGGCACUAUUAACUGUGAUUCCAUGCUGGAACUUCGAAGUGAACUUGAAGUUAUCGCUAAAUCGCUGGAUAGUGACAAAGCUAACUUUGUUUCAUCUUUGCGAGAAGGGCUCGAUAAAGUCUGGAAAGAAGAUUUCGCUUUUCUUGCGCAGAAGAUUGGCUCUAUUUAUGAAGCUCAAUUAAUGGAAGAGCAAAAUUUUCAUUUCAGUGGUGACGUCUUGGAUGUAGAGCUAUUUUCACUGGCUGUCAGAAUAGGCUUUUCAUACAGAAAAGAUAUUAAUACUGUAAUUCGUCGUCUUUCUGAAGCGGGGCUCAUUACAAAAUGGAGGAAUGACUUGACCACGAUUAACAACAUGAGGUUUGACAUGCGGAAAGGAGAAGUAUCUGUUGUUACACCUCUUUCAUUAAAAGAAUUAAAAGGAGUUGUCUACUUGCUUAUGUAUGGGCUAAGCUUAGCCGCCAUUGCUUUCAUCUGUGAAAAUCUACGAAUUGUUUCUCAGAAAUAUAGUAGUAAUGUUUUGCCUGUAGAAAAAAAAUAA
This is a messenger RNA of Uloborus diversus, 1571 nucleotides long. RefSeq names its product glutamate receptor ionotropic, kainate glr-3-like. The coding region runs from base 99 to 1571 and encodes 490 amino acids. The transcript is spliced from 9 exons. The record is from RefSeq and is a predicted model, not a curated record. Lineage: Eukaryota; Metazoa; Arthropoda; Arachnida; Araneae; Uloboridae. Gene Ontology annotation, molecular function: glutamate-gated receptor activity. Gene Ontology annotation, cellular component: membrane.